Zea mays is the source of this 2704-nucleotide messenger RNA. Its product is annotated as cysteine-type endopeptidase/ ubiquitin thiolesterase. The coding region runs from base 809 to 2296 and encodes 495 amino acids. The transcript has 5 exons. The record is from RefSeq and is a predicted model, not a curated record. NCBI's taxonomy places the organism in Eukaryota, Viridiplantae, Streptophyta, Magnoliopsida, Poales, Poaceae.
GGGAACCACCGGUAGCAAGCCCUUCCGGUCCUGCAUUUUGUUGUCCCCUCUCCGUAGCGGAGACGUUCGUUCACUUCCUCUCUCUCGCCUCCCGUUUGCCCCGCGUGCGCUCUGUGUCGCUCCCUCUCUUGUGAGGAGUGAGGACGACUGGGGCGACCGCCGCCGCCGCCGCCGCCCUACGCCAGAUGCCCAGGUAGGGGCCAUUCGCUAGCUCUUCUUCGUGCCCUUCGCCGGCGACGAGCAUUCACCAGGUACGCCUACCCCUUCUCAUCUCCUAACUAAGGCUAUUUGCAUUUGGAUCUGAUCUGGCUAUGAGUGUAGUAUAGUAUUUUGGCUACUAACUUCGAUUUUCCUCUACUGGGUCCGCCCUGGUUCUGUGGCUGGAUCUGGUGCUGGUUUUUGGAUCUGGGAAUGGUGGCAUUGCUUUGUCUGCGUGGGGUGUGAUUCCUCUCAUGGCAAGGCUGGGGAGAUUGUUUAUCUCAGUUCAGUUCGUGUGAUGAAUUUUUAGCUCCAGGCUGAUGCUGAAUCAUAGUGAAAUCGGGCUUUGUGCAAGUGGUACAUUUUUUCUUCUUCUUUUUGCGAGGUGGUGGGGCCCUGAUUGCGGGCUGUAGGUUGUGCAUGCGCUGGCGCUAUUGCUUCAAGUUGAAAUUAUGUUGGCUUGUACCUGUCAAGUUCUUUGCCGAAGCUUUAAGCUAUACUCGUGAUCUGAUGGUGUCGGUGGCGUGGUGGUUGUUUAAUCCACUGCCCAUAGUGGUCGAAAUCAUUUGUUGCUGAUGCAAGGCUUUCAAAAGUUUAACAGUCUCACUUGAUGCAAAAGCAACACAAUCACUCUAAAGGUUUGGAUCAGUCAUUUCAGAGCAUGGGUUCGCGGUUUCCAUCCCAUCAGCUAAGCAAUGGCUUGUAUGUCUCUGGCCGACCUGAGCAACCUAAAGAGAAGGCCCCAGUCAUUUGCUCCUCGGCUAUGCCGUACACUGGCGGGGACAUAAAGAAAUCUGGAGAACUUGGAAAGAUGUUUGAUCUCCAUAGAAAAUCUGGUCCAUUGGGUAAUCCGCCUUCAAGGAAUACUUCCUUUGGUGGUGCUGCCGCCAACUCUGGACCAGUUUCCAAUGCUGUCGGUCGCUCCAACUACUCUGGUUCUAUUUCGUCUGCAGUUCCUGGCACUGGAGGAUCUUCUAGGACAAAAUCUAACUCUGGACCUCUCAACAAGCAUGGAGAACCAACAAAGAGGCUAUCUGGCCCCCAAUCUUCUGGAGUAAACCCGAUGGCCCGUCAGAACUCUGGCCCUCUACCUCCUGUACUUCCUACAACUGGGCUAAUUACAUCAGGUCCUAUCACAUCUGGUCAGUUGAAUUCGUCUGGUGCUCAAAGGAAAGUAUCAGGCCCUCUUGAUUCUAGUGUAUCAAUGAAGAUGCGUGUUACCUCUUUUGCACACAACCCAGCCGUCACAAAUAUCAAUGUGGGAGAUGGUUACUCGAUUAGGGGCAGCAUUCCGACCACAAUAAUCUGGUUGGUCGCGUUGCUCUUUUUGGUUGGGUUUGUAGCUGGUGGCUUCAUUCUCGCUGCCAUUCAUAAUCCGAUCUUGCUUAUAGUUGUGGUGGUGAUAUUUGGCUUUGUUGCUACACUGGUGAUCUGGAACAUCUGCUGGGGAAGAAGAGGUGUGAUUGGUUUUAUCAGUCGCUAUCCUGAUGCAGACCUUAGAACCACAAAAGAUGGGGAGUAUGUGAAGGUUACUGGGGUUGUUACUUGUGGAAAUUUGCCCCUUGAGUCCUCGUUCCAACGGGUGCCGCGAUGUGUGUACACUUCAACUUGCUUGUAUGAGUACAGGGGUUGGGAUUCGAAAGCUGCUAACUCCACACAUCACCGAUUUACCUGGGGUCUCAGGUCAAUGGAGCGUCAUGCAGUGGACUUCUACAUCUCCGAUUUCCAGUCUGGGCUGAGAGCGUUGGUCAGGACAGGGUCCGGUGCACGAGUAUCCCCAUAUGUGGACGAGUCUGUUGUUAUCGACAUAAACCCAGACAACAAGGACAUGUCGCCUGAGUUCCUGAGGUGGCUCCGCGGAAGGAAUCUCUCGAGCGAUGACCGGAUUAUGCGCCUCAAAGAAGGGUAUAUCAAGGAGGGCAGCACCGUGAGCGUGAUGGGUGUUGUUCAAAGGAAUGAGAACGUGCUGAUGAUCGUUCCUCCGGCUGAACCCAUCUCCACUGGCUGCCAAUGGGCCAAAUGCAUCCUCCCGACCAGCCUCGACGGUCUGGUCCUGAGAUGCGAGGACACGUCUGACCUGGAUGUGGUACCAGUCUAGUUGGUUCCGGCGCGGAGGAGGAGAAAAAGAUGCCUUGACUCGAUUUGAGUUGGUUUCUGUGGGUUGUUAGUGUUGGAGGGAAAAAAAUGUGCAAAUGCAGGGUGUGAUUAUGGGCUAAGUAAAGUUACAAUGUCAGUGGUCGGUCAGCUACCUGGAGAUUGGUCGUACAGUAUGUCAUGUGUAAUUUUUGUCGUCUCGUUUUGGUUGAGCCAUGGGUGGUGCUUGUAACAAAAGGAUGGCUUGGUGUCAGUACUACCUACCCUACCAUGGAGCCUGUUUGGAGAUUCAGUGGUCUGGUUUCCCAUUCAUAUUUUGUUCUUUUUUCUUUUGGCGUAGGGUUCCGACAAUGCCCUGGAAGCCUGCAGUUUCCUUCUGUACCCAGAUCUACAUGGAAAUCGCUUACCUAAA